Molecule: messenger RNA, 1934 nt
Organism: Dendroctonus ponderosae (mountain pine beetle)
Lineage: Eukaryota; Metazoa; Arthropoda; Insecta; Coleoptera; Curculionidae
Product: propionyl-CoA carboxylase beta chain, mitochondrial
Exons: 9
Coding region: 111-1721 (536 amino acids)
Cellular component (GO): mitochondrion
Molecular function (GO): propionyl-CoA carboxylase activity
Source: RefSeq, a predicted model, not a curated record
GGACUGCAUACUUAUCUUCGCGUGAUAAUUAUUGUGUCAAAGGCCAAAUAACUUAUAAUAUUAAAGCAUUCCCGAAGUGAAACCAACUACACGAGUCCCAAUAAACAAUAAUGUUUGUAUGCAGAACAGCAAAAUAUGGAAAGGAGAUCCCGAAAAUAUUUGUUGCACGGAAUAUUGAGACAGUUAAACACUCUAUUAAAACAUAUGAGAAAAUCAAGCAAACACGUUUAGAAGCCCAGAUGGGCGGAGGAAAAAUAAAAAUCGAAAAUCAACAUAAAAAAGGGAAAUUAACAGCAAGAGAACGAAUACAUUUAUUAUGCGAUGACAACAGCUUUAUUGAGUACGACAUGUUCGUGGAGCACACUUGCAUAGAUUUUGGAAUGAAAGAGCGUAAAUUUCCUGGUGAUUCAGUAGUAACUGGCCAUGGAUUGGUGAACGGACGUCCGGUAUUUAUUUUCAGUCAAGAUGCUACUGUUUUUGGGGGAUCAUUGUCCAGUGCUCAUGCACGAAAAAUCUGCAAAAUUAUGGAUCAAGCGAUUUCUGUAGGAGCCCCUGUGGUUGGUCUUAACGAUUCAGGAGGGGCACGGAUUCAAGAAGGAGUCGAUUCGCUUGCAGGAUAUGCAGAUAUUUUUCAAAAAAAUGUCCUUGCAUCUGGAGUAAUUCCACAGAUAUCUUUGAUAAUGGGCCCUUGUGCCGGCGGUGCAGUUUAUUCUCCAGCUAUCACCGAUUUUACCUUUAUGGUUGAAAAUACUUCUUGUCUUUUCAUAACUGGACCUGAUGUGAUAAAGACAGCAACAAAUGAAGACGUUACAUCUCAAGAUUUAGGAGGGUCAAAAGUUCACACUGAACUAUCCGGAGUGGCACAUAGAUCGUUUGAGAACGAUAUCGAGGCCCUUCUUCAAUUGAGGGAAUUCAUGGGAUAUCUUCCUCAAUCGAACAAAGGUCCGGUUCCUAUUAGAGUUUGUGAAGAUCCAUGCAUUUCUAGGGAUAAGGAUGUGUUAUCUUUGGAAUCAACUGUUCCUCCAGUGGCCACGGCUCCUUAUGACAUGUUGGAUGUAAUUCUAGCUAUUGUUGAUGACCGAGACUUUUUUGAAAUUAUGCCCAAACAUGCAAAAAAUAUUAUUGUUGGAUUUGCAAGAAUGAAUGGAAGAACAGUAGGAAUUAUAGGGAAUCAGCCUGAUGUUGCAGCAGGAUGCUUGGAUAUCAGUUCUUCUGUAAAAGCAGCACGAUUUAUAAGAUUUUGCGACGCUUUCAAUAUUUCCAUAAUCACAUUGGUGGAUGUACCCGGAUUUCUACCCGGAGUACAACAAGAGCACAAUGGCUGUAUACGUCACGGUGCUAAACUAUUGUUUGCUUACGCAGAGGCGACAGUUCCAAAACUAACGGUCAUAACAAGAAAGGCUUAUGGGGGGGCCUAUAUUACUUCGUCAUCCAAGCACCUAAGAGGAGAUGUAAAUUAUGCCUGGCCAUCAGCUGAAGUGGCGGUGAUGGGAGCGAAAAGUGCAGCAGCAGUUCUCUACAAAGGAAGACCCAACUUGGAAGAGCUCGAGAAAGAAUACAUUGAAAAGUUUGCCAGUCCCUUUCCAGCAGCUCAGAAAGGGUUUGUUGAUGAUAUUAUCGAACCAAAAACAACCAGGCGGCGAUUGUGCCGAGAUUUGGACUUACUGGCAACUAAACAGCUGACAAAUCCUCCGAAGAAGCAUGGAAAUAUACCACUUUAGAGUUACACAUUAGCUAGCAUGUUUUGUUAAUUUAACAAACAUUGGAUUUAUGAGGAAAACUACCAAAGAAAAAUGACAAAUUUUGCCCUUAAAGAAACCUGAGAAAUUAUAUUCCUUGAGAAAUUCUUUUCAAUGCCGUUCAAAAUUGUUAUAUUACGCAUAACAAUUAACAUAGUAAUGUUAUUCUUGCUAAUAAAAAGAAUAUAUUUUUAA